AUGGCUGGAGUAAAGAAAAGAGGAGGAGGAAGAAGAAACCCCUCAAAUCGAACCUCUGGAACCUCACAAACGCCGAAUCGAAGACCCUCUAAUCUUCCCAGCAAGUAUGCCUUCACGCCAGCGAACCAGCGAGAUCCAGACACUGAUUCUCAGGGAAUUCCUGUCCCAAUCCUCCAUCCUCCAGUGAGACCUACCCCUAUUUACAGAGACUAUCCACCUCCGACAAAUCUGUUCCAGAACCCGAGUCAAAUUCGAGGAGCAUCCCCUUCCAGCGAAUCUCCAAUCAGGCGUUCUUUUGUUCAACCUCUCGCCUCUCCAUCAAAUACACCAGAAUUCACCGGAGAACUUCGAGAGUCUCCUCAUCCUUCAGUCACGAAUCAACCUCGGCAGUCUCCUCAAGUCUCGAAUCUACGUCGAGAGUCUCCUCAAGUCUCGAAUCUACGUCGAGAGUCUCCUCACGUCUCAAAUCAUCGUCCACCAUCUUCUCAACCUCGACCAGCCUCUGCAUCGCAUCACAGUUCUCAAGCGCAAAACUCACAUGAGGAAGACGAAGCAGGUUCUGAGGAUGACGGUUUAAGGCAAUCAAGUCUCCCAGCUGAUGUACUCGCCCAAUUACAUGACAUGCUUGUCCAGCCAGGCCGUGAGUUGUAUACCAUUGUCCUCUCUCCCACAUUAGAGCGUGGAACCACUUGGUAA
This is a messenger RNA of Camelina sativa (false flax), 696 nucleotides long. The record is from RefSeq and is a predicted model, not a curated record. NCBI's taxonomy places the organism in Eukaryota, Viridiplantae, Streptophyta, Magnoliopsida, Brassicales, Brassicaceae.